Messenger RNA from Calidris pugnax (ruff), 828 nucleotides. RefSeq names its product leucine rich repeat containing 52 (gene LRRC52). Bases 1 to 828 code for a protein of 275 amino acids. Gene Ontology annotation, molecular function: protein binding. The record is from RefSeq and is a predicted model, not a curated record. The transcript has 2 exons. Lineage: Eukaryota; Metazoa; Chordata; Aves; Charadriiformes; Scolopacidae.
AUGGCAUCAGAGAGGAUCAACUGCCCGAGGAGGUGUAGCUGUCAGUACCUGGAAGUGAACUGCACAGGGCAGCAAUUGCAGGAGUUCCCUGCGGCCAUCCCGCUGGACACCAGGCAGCUGAUUCUGGUGGCAAAUAGCAUCUCGUACUUGCCGGCAAUGGAAUUGAGCUUCUUGGCUGAUUUGGUCUACCUGGACUGCAGAAAGAAUCUCUUGGGGGAUGACCUGGAUUUCACUUUCAUUGGUGUGGCCAAGCUUGUUUAUCUGGACCUCAGCUUCAACAACCUCACACAGGUCACCUUUAGCACGUUCUCACACCUUCUCAGCCUGGUGGUGCUGAAGAUCUCAGACAAUCCCAAUCUUGUGGCCAUCGAGAAGGAUGCUUUUGCCAACAAUACGUGGCUGAGGCACCUGGAUGUGAGCCGGACAGGCUUAAUGUUCCUGGACACCAGCACUGUCCAGGACCUGCCCAACCUGAGGUUUCUGGGGCUCGGUGGCAACCUGUGGCACUGCAACUGUUCCUUUUUGGACUUCAUCACCUGGAUGACAGAGAGCAACGUUCAUUUUCCAGAUGCUGACAACGUCACCUGCUACACCCCAGAAGGCCUGCGUGCCCUGAAAAUGCCUGCGGCGGAGGCACAGCUCCGCUCCGCCUGCCUGACCCAGCUCUACAAGCGAGACUACAUCUUCCUCUCUCUCGUUGGUGUCUGCAUAUUCUUUGCCGGCACCGUGGCAGCCUGGCUGGCUGGCGUCUGUGCCGUCAUCUACAGAGUCCACGCUUCAAAGGGAGAGGAGGAAGAGGAGGAGGAGGAGGAAGACAUGGUCGCUUAG